Molecule: messenger RNA, 762 nt
Organism: Gracilinanus agilis (Agile Gracile Mouse Opossum)
Lineage: Eukaryota; Metazoa; Chordata; Mammalia; Didelphimorphia; Didelphidae
Product: thiosulfate sulfurtransferase-like
Exons: 1
Biological process (GO): transsulfuration
Cellular component (GO): mitochondrion
Molecular function (GO): thiosulfate-cyanide sulfurtransferase activity
Source: RefSeq, a predicted model, not a curated record
UCCCCCCCCCUCCAGGUCCCGCCCUCUCCCCGCCCCCCGUUCUCUGGCAUUCUCCCUCUUCUCCCAGCUGUCUGUCAUUCCUCUCUAGUGUUCCUGCUUCUCUGUCCUCCAGGAGAACCUCUCUGGGCUCCCGCCAUGGUGCAACAACAGGUGCUCUAUCGGGCUCUGGUGUCCUCCAAGUGGCUGGCGGAGUCGAUCCGCGCACGGAAAGUGGGCCCGAGUCUGCGGGUGCUCGACGUGUCCUGGUACCCUCCUCUGCAGCGCAAUGCUCAACAAGAAUACCGGGAGCGCCACAUCCCAGGUGCCUCCUUUUUCAACAUCGAAGAGUGCCGCGACCAGAAGUCUCCUUACGAGAUGAUGCUGCCCAGCGAGGAAGCCUUCGCCAGCUAUGUGGGCCGCCUGGGCGUCAGCAACAACACGCAUGUGGUGGUGUACGACGGCGACGACUUGGGCAGCUUCUAUGGCCCGAGAGCCUGGUGGAUGUUCCGGGUGUUUGGCCACCGCACGGUGUCCGUGCUCAACGGGGGCUUCCGGAACUGGCUUCAGGAGGGGCACCCCGUGACAGCAGAACCCACGAACCCGGAGCCCGCGGUCUUCAAAGCCACAUUGGACAAGUCCCUGCUUAAGACCUAUGAACAAAUGCUGGAAAACCUCCAGAGCAAGCGCUUCCAGAUGGUUGACUCCCGGGCCCGGGGGAGGUACCUGGGGACAGAGGCAGAACCUGACAGCAAAGGUAAGCUCGGGCCGGGCUUCCAAGGCUAG